AUGAGGAAGAAUCAGUGCUUAUUCAAUAAAAAAGCACCUGAUUCUUCUCAAUUAUUGCAUCUAUCGUCCUCAUCAUCAUCUUUCAUCUACUUUCUGGAGACAUUCCGGCGAGCUCACAAGGAGGACACCGGCAAUCUUCGUGCUCGUAAACGAGCUAAAAGAGAGGCCAUUGUUGGUCCUGCAGUUGAUAAAGAUGUAGAACAUGAAACCGUUGGACUCAAACUUGCUGCAUUGGUUCCCAAAGAGGUUCCAGUUAUAAAGAAGAAAAAUCCAGUGCUACAGAUUAAGUUCAAUACCAAGCCAAUAAAUAAGGAUAUGGAUGAAGAUGAUGGUAAGAUCAGUGAUCCUGCAGUGCCCACCAAUUCAGGAAAGUUUUACUUAACACCCGAGGAAAUAAGCAGAGGGAAGAUGCCCCCGGAGGAAAUACUAUCUCUUCCUAUGUUCAAGAACUAUGCCACUGGGAAUCCUGCGACUGUUCUUUACAUCAAGAACUUGGCGAAAGAUGUGGUGGUGGAUGAUUUCUAUUUCAUAUUUGGUUCACUUUUUGAAAGUGUUGAGAAUGCCAAGUCUAAUCUAAACAUCAAGCUUAUGCAGGAGGGUCGAAUGAGGGGUCAAGCUUUUGUGACAUUUCCAACCAUAGAUCUCGCCCAUCGAGCCUUGAAUUUAGUGAAUGGAUAUUUGUUCAAAGGAAAACCAAUUAUUAUCCAAUUCGGCCGCAGCCCUUCUGUCAAAACAAGCUGAGAUUGAAUUAUAUUUGCAAAUUGUGUCAUCUUACAUUGAUUAUUCAAUUGGGUGUUAUUAUUGUGUCACGGGUAACCUGUUCGAGUUUGUUAGUUCAAAAACAUUACUUGAAUGCUAGUUUUGUAAAUAUAUAAAUUUGGAGUGAUAUGUGUAUAACCAUCCCUUUAGCCUUA
Phalaenopsis equestris is the source of this 914-nucleotide messenger RNA. RefSeq names its product U11/U12 small nuclear ribonucleoprotein 65 kDa protein-like. The transcript has 8 exons. Gene Ontology annotation, molecular function: pre-mRNA intronic binding; U12 snRNA binding. The record is from RefSeq and is a predicted model, not a curated record. Gene Ontology annotation, cellular component: U12-type spliceosomal complex. NCBI's taxonomy places the organism in Eukaryota, Viridiplantae, Streptophyta, Magnoliopsida, Asparagales, Orchidaceae. The coding region runs from base 1 to 741 and encodes 246 amino acids. Gene Ontology annotation, biological process: mRNA splicing, via spliceosome.